Messenger RNA from Solea senegalensis (Senegalese sole), 2246 nucleotides. Its product is annotated as cytadherence high molecular weight protein 1-like. NCBI's taxonomy places the organism in Eukaryota, Metazoa, Chordata, Actinopteri, Pleuronectiformes, Soleidae. The record is from RefSeq and is a predicted model, not a curated record. The transcript has 2 exons. The coding region runs from base 238 to 1776 and encodes 512 amino acids.
CAGCUUCACUUUUCUUUGUUUACUUACGCUCAGUCGACGACGUCAGCCUGGCUCUGGUUGUGCAGUGCAGUGCUUUGACUUUUGGUUUCGUGAGCGCGCACCGUGCCCAGCUGCUGGCGCGCGCAUCAGCUCCAACACACAGUGAGCAGAGAGAGAGAGAGAGAGAGAUCAUCUACAACGUCUCCCGCUGUCACUGUACCGGAUAAAGUUUUCGUUCAAGUCCUGCACAGGGUGAUCAUGGGAAACAGGUUUGGCAGAAAGCGAGACGCUGAGGCUGACAGUGGAGAAAAUGCAGCUGCUGGCACAACAGCGACUGAGGCGGCUGGAGAGCCAGAGAAGUUACAUGUGGUUCUGGAAGAACCAGUGACACCAGUGGCACGUUUACCUGAUGAAGCAUGUACAUCAGAGUGCAAAGCAGCCGAGGCUGCUGCUGCCUCAGCUUCACCCGGUGAUGCUGAAACGGAGGCGGUGAAGAUGGAAACUGAAGCUCCGGUUCAACCUCAGCUUCUGGCCUCAAACACUGAAUCUCCACACACAGAACCAGUUCCAGAACCAAAGUCUGUUGCUGAAGCUCAGCUUGAAACAGACCCAGAACCUGUAUCUCAACCAGGACCUCCCUCAAAUCACGAUGCAGAAGUUGAAACUAAGCUGGUCUCUGAGUCAUUACCUGUCCCAACUGAGUCUAUGGAGCAGCAAACACUUACUCAAGAGUCUUUACCUAAGCUAGAUUUUCGUUCACUACCUGUCGAUGACCUAGAUAUCUCUGAACCAAAGCCUGUACCUGAAGCUCAGAUCAACCUAGAACCACCCUCAGAAUCUGCCCCUCAACCAGGACAAACUGUUCCAGAACCAAAGCCUGCAGCUGAAGCUCAGCCCAACCUAGAACCAACCCCUGAACCUGCUCCUCAACCAGAACAGCCUGUUCCAGAACUAAAGCCUGUAGUUGAAGCUCAACCUAACCUAGAACCAGCCCUAGAACAACCUGUUCCAGAACCAAAGCCCAUAGCUGAAGCUCAGCUUGACACAGAGCCAGUCCCACAAUCUGUUCCUCAAACAGAACCUGUUCCAGAGCCAAAGCCCAUAGCUGAAGUUCAGCUUGACCCAGAAUCAGUCCCAGAAUCUGUUCCUCAAACAGAACCUGUUCCAGAGCCAAAGCCCAUAGCUGAAGCUCAGCUUGACACAGAACCAGUCCCAGAAUCUGUUCCUCAAACAGAACAACCUGCUCCAGAACCUAAGCCUGUAGCUGAAACUCAACUUGAUCUAGAAACAGCACCAGGACCUUCCUCAAAUCAAGUGGCAAAUGUUGAAAUUGAAACUAAGCUGGUCUCUGAGUCAUUACCUGUCCCAGUUGAGUCUAUGGAGCAGCAAACGUUUAAACAAGAGUCUUUACUUGAGCUAGACAUUUGUUCGUUACCUGUCCUUGACCUGGAGGUCCUGGAUGUCACUUGCCAGUGUGUAGACACUGUUUCCUCCCCAGUUCCCAGCUCUGAGCCAGUCAGUGCAGACGAGCCCUCAGAUGUCGCAGUGACAGAGGAAUGCCAGAACAGCGCUGAGGCUGCUGCUGAGCGUGAAUGUGGCAAAUCUGUGGGAACAUCAGAACCACCAGUAAAACCGAAAGCGGAGGAAGCAGCAGAGAAUCUCGAGCAGCUUGUGAAUACUGCCAUUGAGGAAAGUGUUAGUGAACUCCUGCAGAACUUAGGGCUGAAAGAAAGUGAUGUCCAGCUCCCAGAUGACGCUCCCAUCACAGACGUGAGCAUGUCUACUGAGCUGAUGUGAAUCCACUGAAAAGUCAUGUAAGAAGUGAAUACAGGUUUCCCACAUAUUUAGGUCAAUGUCUUCCGCUGUUAACCAAGGUGUGGGAACCCUGUCAAUGUUUUCUUUUAUUUUUUUCCACUUGUGUGACCUGUUAAAAGCAAACUGCUGUGGACCAAAUGGGGCUGAUGUCUUCUCUUCACCAAAAAUUGGUACCUUCGAGUCUUUUGAUCAGGACAGGGUGUACAAGCUUAUUUACAUUUAUUGAUUUAUUGAUAGACAACAGAGCUAUUCCUCUUGCAAAUGCCCUAAAUGAGAAUUAAAGUGUAUUUCUGUAAGGGACCAUUGCUAUAUCAAAGUUUGAUAGCGAAAAUACUGAACAUGAGUUUUUUGUAAAUUAAUUCAAAACAACAGGCGAGGGACAAAAGCAAUGCAACCAUAUGUUUGGUCUUGGCAAUAUGUGGUGUGAUAAUUAUAUUGUAAUGGGGUUUGAA